This is a messenger RNA of Erpetoichthys calabaricus (reedfish), 3049 nucleotides long. Its product is annotated as nectin-2. Lineage: Eukaryota; Metazoa; Chordata; Cladistia; Polypteriformes; Polypteridae. The record is from RefSeq and is a predicted model, not a curated record. The transcript is spliced from 6 exons. The coding region runs from base 359 to 1870 and encodes 503 amino acids.
GAAAAUUCGGUUUCGUAAAGGAGUCUCCCUGGUUCGGGAAGCCCCAAACUCUCCUUCCUGUUCAAUGACGUCACUCCUUAGCCCGUCAGUCAGGCGCUAGACACGCCCAUAGCGCGCUGAAGUGAAAUUACCUGCGGCAGAGCGCUGGGAGAACAGAGUGUGUAAGCGGCGAGCUGUCUCUUCUACAGGGGCGUCUGGAUUUUACAUCGCGCACAUUUCUUUCUUGCGCUGUUUACUUGAUAUUUUGUGACUGUGUUAUUUAUUUUCUGACCUCUGUAGCUCCUGACUGUGUUUAGAUCACACCGUAUUGUUUAACCGAUCUCUUCAAAAUCCGUUUUUUUUUACUGACGAAGAGGCGAUGGUGAUGGCUAGGCGAGCUAGCCCGAGUUUACCGGCAGCAGCGCUACUACUCCUGUUGAUGCAAGCUGUCAGUGGUCAGAGGGUUAAAGUGAUUCCCGAAGUCACAGCCUACCCUGGAGACGAAGUGAGUCUUCGCUGCAGCUUUGUAGAUCCCAAUGGAGAGGUGAAGAAGAGCCAGGUGACUUGGAUCCGUGAUCUUUAUCAUGAGAAGAAGCAGAACAUUGCUGUUUACAACCCCAUGUUUGGUGAGAGUUAUCCUGAGUCGUCUAUAAAGGGGCGUGUCUCCUUCAGGACGUCAUCGUUGGAUGAUCCCACCAUUGUCAUCAACCCUGUGAAGCUGGAGGAUGAAGGCAGCUAUAUCUGUGAAUAUGCCACCUACCCCAGUGGCAAUGAGGAGGGCGUCACCAAACUAUACGUGCUGGCCAAGCCAGUCAACUACGGAGAGGCGAUCCAGGUACAGGAAGGUCCAAAGUUGGUUCCCGUGGCCCGAUGUGUGUCCUCCAGUGGCAAACCUCCAGCUGAGAUCUCCUGGGUAUCUAGUUUUCCAGGCAACAUCACCACUGAAAAUCAAACAAAUCCAAAUGGAACGGUCACAGUAAACAGCACUUUCAGCCUGGUACCCAGUGGUUUGAUCCACGACUAUGUUAUCACUUGUCAAGUCCACCACAAAACGCUUGCCACACCAGAGAAGUUUAAUAUAAAGCUGAAUGUGAAUCACUCUCCUCUUGUGUCCAUCAGUGGCUAUGAUGACAACUGGUAUCUAGGACGAGAAGGGGCCUCCUUGGUCUGUCAAUCCAGAGCCAACCCACCAGCAACGUCUGUAACCUGGAAAGCUGCCAAUGGGAAGAUACCAGACUCUGUUCAGGUGAAUGGUGAAAUUCUCCAGGUUAAGAAGGUAGACCCAUCUGUCAACACCACGUUUAUCUGCGAGGUCACCAACAGCAUGGGCGUCAGUCAGCGGGAGCUCUCUGUCUUUGUCCGAGAGAGUCCGCCAGAGAGACAAGUUGAUAAUGCUGGUGUGGUAGCUGGAGCCGUGAUUGGCAGUCUACUGGCCAUCUUUGUGGUGGGUGGAGUUUUGGCAGCGCUGUUCAUGUGCCGUCGGCGACAGAGGAACUACAGAGAUGAUCAUGGUACCUACGACACGAAAACUAGAGUGUUUGGGGCAAAAAAUAAUGGAACUGGAGUAGGUACACUCAGCUACAAGUACUGUGAGAGCUCCUCUGAAGCGAACACUGAGAAAUCCAGCAACAAUUUUCAUGUACCACCCCUCAACUAUGGUGUCAGUGUUGCUCCAACCGCACAGGACAUCUUGCUUGGCCAAGAGCUGGACGACGUGGAGAAAUCUAAAUUUAGUAUGCUUGAGUAUGAUGAAAACUACGACCGCUUUGACGAGAAUGUGAAUGAGAACCGACCUGUGCUGCAGAUCCAGGACCACGACUGCUAUCUAGAUGAUGACAUGGAGUCUCAAAGGGAUGGUUCGGUCAUUUCUAGGACUGCUGUUUAUGUGUAACCAAGACUGCUUGAUUCUCCCCUUACUGAGGUUGCACAGAAGGGGCCUGGACGGUACCGGUCUGUGAAGCAAAGCAAAAUGGUUGGUCCCUGUAUAUACACGGCCCUGCCUGUAUCCAGUAAUCAGUGAAUCCUUGUAAUUGUGUACAUAGCUUUGGUGAACAUUUUAAAGAACCUGCGGAAGUCUGAGGUGGACUGUGAUGUCAAAGAGCAGGUUCCUGCUGAUGAGGGGGCCUAUCUUUAUGUUUAUGAUCCUCACUUCAGCGUAUCCUCGACCACAGAGUAAACUUCGGGGUGCUUUUCCUUGCAGAUAUCCCUCUUCUUUACUGAGCUCAGUGCAACGCAAGCUGUUUAGUGUUGGUUGUCUUGUGGUCGCUUAUUGUUCUUUACGCCCAGCCUCUGUUUUUUUGAAGUGCUUGUAUAUUCAUCCCGGGUGCCCUUAAGUCCCGUGUGUGUGUGUGUGUGUGUGUGUGUGUGUGAGAUUGUAGCCAGGAUGCACUGGAGUGACUUAUUUUAUUUCUUACCUGGCAACUUUUGAUCCCUUAAGAUAUUUUUGAGGGUUUGGCCUUCAGCGAACUUUGGUCAAGGACAACGCAUACCCUUUAAAGAGGAUUUCUGCCACUUCUUGAACACGUUUGAUUUGUGCUGAUACAGAAGGGACAUAAGGAAUCUGAGCCAAAAAUACCAUAUUCCUGCAUGCCUGCACACUACUGGAUGGGUCAUCCACCUUCUCAUUGCUCACCUGAAUUGUGUGUUAUAUAUAAUUUUUUUUUCGUGUCCCCCAAUCUGUGCAAUACAAGUGAACUUUGACCAUCCUUCUGUGAUUUGUAUCAAUACUCAUCUAGCUUGGACCUCGCCCGCUUUUAACGUCGGUGUCUUCAUAAGAUCAAAUCUGCUGCGCAAGGAAGGACUUCAUGUUUGUGCUCUCAUCCACCUGGUAAAUCCCCAGCCCUCUGUCAUUUGGGCCAGAGAGCCCUCUGAUGGUACUGUGAAUCUGAACGCCUUAACACUGGAGCCCAUUUGUGUACUCGCUGGCAAUGCGUGUGAAUUUACGCAGAAUGCUCAGAUGCCAAGUGCUACAGCUGGCAUCUGCAGUGUUCGGAAUCUCAUUGGAUAAGAAGACAAGUAUAAGGUGUUUUGACUUUUUUUAUUAUCUGAAUAAAGUUUUUAAAUUUUUAAA